CCGCACCCUGGGCGGAUGCCCGAAGACUCCGCCUUCCCAGGAGCCCCUGCGGCCGCGCGAAGAUGGCGGCGGCGUCCGGAGAGCUCUAAAGCACCCGCGAUGGAUCCUUCCCCGGCGCUGGGGCCGGAGCGGCUCUUUGACUCUCACCGGCUCCCGGGUGACGGCUUCCUGCUCCUCGCGCUGCUGCUCUAUGCUCCCGUCGGGUUCUGCCUCCUUGUCCUGCGCCUCUUUCUUGGGAUCCACGUCUUCCUGGUCAGCUGCGCUCUACCGGACAGUGUCCUUCGCAGGUUCGUGGUGCGGACCAUGUGUGCGGUGCUGGGGCUCGUGGCCCGGCAGGAGAACUCCGGACUCCGGGAUCACCGCGUCAGGGUCCUCAUUUCCAACCACGUGACACCUUUCGACCAUAACAUAGUCAACUUGCUCACCAGCUGUAGCACCCCUCUACUCAAUAGUCCCCCAAGUUUUGUGUGCUGGUCUCGGGGCUUCAUGGAGAUGGAUGGGCGGGGGGAGUUGGUGGAGUCACUCAAGAGAUUCUGUGCUUCCACGAGGCUUCCCCCCACCCCUCUGCUGCUAUUCCCUGAGGAAGAGGCCACCAAUGGCCGGGAGGGGCUCCUGCGCUUCAGUUCCUGGCCAUUUUCUAUUCAGGAUGUGGUACAACCUCUUACCCUGCGAGUCCAGAGACCCCUAGUCUCUGUGACGGUGUCCGAUGCCUCCUGGGUCUCAGAACUGCUGUGGUCACUCUUCGUCCCUUUCACGGUGUAUCAAGUAAGGUGGCUCCCGCCUGUUCAUCGCCAGCUUGGAGAGGGGAAUGAGGAGUUUGCUGUCCGUGUACAACAGCUGGUGGCCAAAGAAUUAGGCCAGACAGGGACACGACUCACUCCAGCAGACAAAGCAGAGCACAUGAAACGACAAAGACACCCCAGGUUGCGCCCUCAGUCAGCCCAGUCUUCUUUCCCUCCCUCCCCUGGCCCUUCUCCUGAUGUGCAGCUGGCAGCUCUGGCUCAGAGAGUCAAGGAGGUUUUACCCCAUGUGCCACUGGGCGUCAUCCAGAGAGACCUGGCCAGAACUGGCUGUGUAGACUUGACCAUCACUAAUCUGCUUGAGGGAGCUGUAGCGUUCAUGCCUGAAGAUAUCACUGAAGGGACCCAGUCCCUUCCCACAGUCUCCGCCCCCAAGUUCCCCAGCUCUGGCCCGGUGACCCCUCAGCCCACAGCCCUCACAUUUGCCAAGUCCUCUUGGGCCCGGCAGGAGAGCCUACAGGAGCGAAAGCAGGCACUCUAUGAAUAUGCAAGAAGGAGAUUCAGAGAGAGACAGGCCCAGGAGGCUGACUGAGCACAGGAUGGCACCCAGAGCCGCAGGACGGAGACUGGGGGCAGCCCUCACCCCACUUACAACUGGCUGGAAGGGUGGGUGGUAAAAAGGGAGGGAUGGGGCUCCCCCCAAAAUCACAUUAAAUUCAGGGUUUUCACUCAA
Nyctereutes procyonoides (raccoon dog) is the source of this 1473-nucleotide messenger RNA. It is a transcript of the gene AUP1, whose product is annotated as AUP1 lipid droplet regulating VLDL assembly factor. The record is from RefSeq and is a predicted model, not a curated record. Gene Ontology annotation, cellular component: membrane. NCBI's taxonomy places the organism in Eukaryota, Metazoa, Chordata, Mammalia, Carnivora, Canidae. Gene Ontology annotation, molecular function: ubiquitin binding.